This is a messenger RNA of Encephalitozoon intestinalis ATCC 50506, 705 nucleotides long. RefSeq lists its product as uncharacterized. The record is from RefSeq and is a predicted model, not a curated record. The transcript has a single exon. Bases 1 to 705 code for a protein of 234 amino acids. Lineage: Eukaryota; Fungi; Microsporidia; Unikaryonidae.
AUGAAAAGUAUAUUUGUAGUAUUUCAGCUUGUAAAGGUUAUUUCUGGAUUUACAAUCUUUACAAAGGAUGGACAGAGGAAACAUUUAGUAAAGGGGGGAAUAUGGCGUAGUCCAGAUUACAACCUAGACUAUCAACUAGCAGCCAUGUCUGCAUCUGGAACACCGGUUGAAUUUAAGACCGAAAACUUAUCCUCUGGAAUCAAGGUCAUAAAAGUAAGUGGAUCCAACGAUGUUCUAGACCUCCAUAAUCCAAGAAGUGGGCAAUCAAAACUUAUUUUUCAUGGGCGGAAUAAUGGAAGCACGCAGAAGUUCAGUAUUGAAGGAAGUGAAGGCACCGGUUUUACCAUUAAGAAUGGCACCAAAUGCUUGGAGUAUGAUGCCAGUGGAAAUAUAUAUGGAACCACUUGCUCAUCAAGCGCCCAACAGACAUUUGAUAUUGUCUAUUCACCCGACGAUCCCGAGUAUAAGCCUCCUUCUCCAGUUGCUGAAGUAAAGGCUUCGAGUGCAGAAGAUAUUAUUGCCGAGCUCAAUGCCGGAAAUCCAAAUCCUCAGGCUCCCCAAAUAUUCAUAUUCAACGAAAAGUCCGAGAAAAAGCGAAAGAAUAGCCAUUCAUCCGAUUCUGACUCUAAUUCCGAUUUUUCUCCAAGAAGAAGGCAUCACCACCAUCACUACUCUCUCCAUGAAUCGCCAUAUUUCACCUAUUAG